UGCCUAAUUCUGUGAUCUUGGGAUGGCGCAAAAGAAAUAUCUUCAAGCAAAAUUGACCCAGUUGUUAAGGGAAGACAGAAUUCAACUGUGGAAACCUCCGUAUACAAAUGAAAAUAAAGAAGUUGGUUUGGCAUUAAAGGACCUUGCUAAGAAGUACUCUGACAAGCUAGAGUGCUGUGAAAACGAAGUAGAAAAGUUAAUAGAAGAAAUACGUUGCAAAGCAAUUGAGCGUGGAACAGGAAAUGAAAAUUACAAAACAACAGGAAUUGCAACAAUUGAGGUGUUUUUACCAAGACUAAGAAAAGAUAGGAAAAACUUGUUGGAGACUCGAUUGCACAUCAGUGGCAGAGAACUGAGGUCUAAAAUAGCUGAAACCUUUGGAUUUCAAGAAAAUUACAUCAAAAUUGUCAUAAAUAAGAAGCAGCUUCAACUUGGGAAGACCCUUCAAGAACAAGGAGUGACUCACAAUGUAAAAGCGAUGGUGCUUGAACUAAAACAGUCUGAAGAGGAUGUGAGGAAAAACUUCCAGAUAGAGGAAGAGGAACAAAAUGAGGCUGAACUGAAAGAGAAACAGAUUCAGAGGACCAAGAGAGGACUUGAGAUACUGGCAGAGAGAGCUGAGAUGGUGGUGGAUCCGGAAAAUACACCAUACUUAGACAUAGCUAACCAGACAGGCAGAUCAAUCAGAAUUCCCCCGUCAGAAAGAAAAGCCCUUAUGUUAGCUAUGGGAUAUCAUGAGAAGGGCAGAGCUUUCCUGAAAAGAAAAGAAUAUGGAAUUGCCUUGCCAUGUCUGCUGGACGCUGACAAAUAUUUCUGUGAGUGCUGCAGAGAGCUGCUGGACACAGUAGAUAACUAUGCCGUGCUCCAACUGGAUAUUGUAUGGUGUUACUUCCGCCUGGAACAACUGGAAUGCCUUGAUGAUGCUGAAAAAAAAUUAAACUUGGCCCAGAAAUGCUUUAACAAUUGUUACGGAGAAAAUCAUCAGAGACUAGUCCACAUAAAAGGAAAUUGUGGAAAAGAGAAGGUACUGUUUUUAAGACUCUACUUGCUUCAGGGAAUUCGAAACUAUCACAGUGGAAAUGGUGAAGAGGCUUGUGAGUAUCUCAACAAGGCACGUCAGCUCUUUAAAGAGCUAUAUAUUGAUCCAUCAAAAGUUCACAAUCUGUUGCAGUUGGGAUUUACUGCCCAGGAAGCCCGGCUUGGCCUAAGAGCAUGUGAUGGGAACGUGGAUCAUGCAGCCACGCAUAUUACCAACCGCAGAGAGGAAUUGGCCCAAAUAAGGAAGGAAGAAAAAGAGAAGAAAAGAAACCGCCUGGAAAACAUCAACGCCCUGAAGGUGAUGGGCUACUCCACGCAGGCAGCCAAGCAGGCGCUCCAUCAGGCCAGCGGGAACCUGGAUGAGGCCCUGAAGAUUCUUUUCAGGAAUCCUCACAUGUGGUGGUUAAAUAAUCCUGUGGUUCCGGCUGAUCCUGAAACCAACCACCAUCAAGAAAGUCCUUCCCAGGAAAACAUUGACCAACUGGUGUACAUGGGUUUUGACGCAGUGGUGGCCGAAGCUGCGUUGAGAGUGUUCAGGGGCAACGUCCAGCUGGCAGCUCAGACCCUCGCUCACAAUGGAGGAAGUCUUCCCCCUGAACUGCAGCUCUCAGCAGAAGACUCUUUGUCUACGCCAUCCACGUCCCCUUCAGAUUCCGCAGGAACCUCCAGUGCCUCGACAGAUGAAGACAUGGAGACGGAGGCUGUCAAUGAGAUUUUGGAAGACAUUCCAGAACAUGAGGAAGAUUAUCUUGACUCAACUCUGGAAGAUGAAGAAAUUAUUAUUGCAGAGUACCUAUCCUAUGUAGAAAAUAUAAAGCCAGCAACAAAGAAAAACUAAGUAAUGAACAGAAAUAAGUACUAAGUUUCUGCUUAUAAAUGCUAUUGUUAUGAAAGGUCUAAUGCAGGUCUGCUUUUUGUUCUCCUUUUUGUCUGAUCUUGCUGCUAGCGGGCAUCCUCUUUGGGUGUAGGAGGGGGGUUGGACAGGGAGUCCUGGUCCUGAAUAGGUAGUUUGGGGAAGGUGCUUCCUCUGGCCUGUUUUGGGCUCCCGGUUCUGCUUCCCCAACCCCAUCCCUGUGUGGUUUUUACCAGGAAUGAGAAGGAGACUCACUGCUGGAGAAUGGGGUGCUCCCUGGGGAAGGCCCCAGGGGCAGAAUAGCGGGAAGGGUGGGCUUUCAGACUCGUCUCCUCUUCACCUUGCCCUCCUUCCUGCCUCCUGCACCUGCCACUGAUGGUUUCCCUGCUUCUCAUGAUGCUAUCUCUGCUGGGGAGCCCAUGCCUUACAGCGCCACCCUCGCUGCCUGCCCCUAAAAUCAUCCUGUAAACCUUCCUUCCAAGUGCUGAGGACAUAAAGGGAUAAGGCGCAGGCCUCGGUAGCCAUACCAAACUUGCAAGCGCCUUCAGCCUGAAACGUCGGUGUGUAUGCUCUUAUGUAGUUCAGUAAAAUGUGCACUGGAAAUUCCAGGUUGAAUGUCAGACUUUAUUCAACAUUUCUCAUUAUAAAAAUAAUCAUUUAUUAAAUGGGAAAGUUAUUAAUGUUAACCAAAAUGCUAACCAAAGCAACUUAAUUUUACUUAACUCACACUAGCUAAGAAAUAUAUUUUCUCCAGGUUUUUUGUGUUUUUUUGUUGUUAUCUCUAUAUGGCAGAAGACUAUUCCUAAAGGUAUGCAUUUAGCCAUGUAUUGGCGCAGAUAACCAUUUUCAUGGCAGCAUGUAUUGCUCUGUAUUAAAUGGAGACCCUCCCAGCACCAGGACUGGCAGCAGCAGCCAGUGCUGACCUGGAAGGUGCUGAAAACUCCAGCUGGCGGCAGGAUGGACCACGUGUUGCCAUCAAGGGGCUGACAUGCUCGGACUUCUUCAUGAAGUGUGGACAGUCCCUUUUGGACCAGUGGAAAUAGUCUUGUCAUUCUUUUAAAAUGGACCAAUGGAAAUAAUAAAGUGGAAGAUAUAUUUAAAAA
Molecule: messenger RNA, 2994 nt
Organism: Carlito syrichta (Philippine tarsier)
Lineage: Eukaryota; Metazoa; Chordata; Mammalia; Primates; Tarsiidae
Gene: NUB1
Product: negative regulator of ubiquitin like proteins 1
Exons: 15
Coding region: 23-1876 (617 amino acids)
Biological process (GO): regulation of ubiquitin-dependent protein catabolic process
Molecular function (GO): protein binding
Source: RefSeq, a predicted model, not a curated record